This is a messenger RNA of Thecamonas trahens ATCC 50062, 366 nucleotides long. RefSeq lists its product as uncharacterized. The record is from RefSeq and is a predicted model, not a curated record. The transcript has 2 exons. The coding region runs from base 1 to 366 and encodes 121 amino acids. NCBI's taxonomy places the organism in Eukaryota, Apusomonadida, Apusomonadidae.
AUGUUCAUCGACAAGCUUGCAGAAGAUCCUGGCAUUUUGCCCAAGCGAAAGCCGUGGUCGACGGCUUGGCUGAAGCCCAACCUUGUGGGUACGGCCACCAAUCACAUAGGGUCGUCUCAUCACACGAUCAAGUACGACUGGGGCGUCGGGUCGUGCGUGUCCAAGUUUGUGCUAGUCGUCCAAAGUGUGGCCGAAUGCAACGACAAGAUCCGGUGGAAGACCGUUGUCACCGCGACUGCUAACACUCGCGGCCGACUGAGCGAAGCGAAGCAGCUGACAUCUUACCUCGCUAAGGGCUCCGAUGGCGUCGACACAGAUCUUUGUGCCAAUUGGCACGAUGUGCUGGCAAAGAUGGUCAGCACAUAA